Molecule: messenger RNA, 1140 nt
Organism: Dioszegia hungarica
Lineage: Eukaryota; Fungi; Basidiomycota; Tremellomycetes; Tremellales; Bulleribasidiaceae
Product: concanavalin A-like lectin/glucanase domain-containing protein
Exons: 8
Coding region: 1-1140 (379 amino acids)
Biological process (GO): glucan catabolic process
Molecular function (GO): hydrolase activity, hydrolyzing O-glycosyl compounds
Source: RefSeq, a predicted model, not a curated record
AUGAAAGCUGCUGUGCUCGCCCUUGCCGUGCUCCCUAUCGUCCUGGGAGCGACGUACCCGCUCGCUGAGAGCUGGAAUCCUCUGCCGUUUUCAAGAGCGGCACAGCUGACGAUCAUCAGUGGUGAUGUUUUCUGGGGCAAGCCUUCGAAUCAAUCCCUGUACUACACCACCAGCAAGGGCACCACCAUCCUGAAGGUUGACAACACCUCGUUCGUCCCUUACAACGACAAGCGGUUCGCGCCCAAGCUGCUGUCGAAGAGCGCGUAUGGGGUGGGAACGGUCUGGGUGAUGGAUGCCGUGCACAUGCCUUACGGAUGCUCGGUAUGGCCGGCAUUCUGGACGCAGGGACCGAACUGGCCAAAUGGAGGCGAGAUCGACAUUGUCGAAGGCAUCAAUCAACAGCAGGGCAACCAGAUCGCCGUCCAUGCUGCAUCCGGUUGCACUGCAACUCCUAUCGGCCAAACGACCGGCUCUCUCACUCAGGCCAAUUGCGCUGGAGGCGCAGGAGCCUCCGGCUGUCUCUUCAAGGACAACAAUGCAAACUCGUUCGGGUCAGCCUUUGCUGCGGCUGGCGGAGGAGUGUAUGUCGCCGAGCUCGCGUCGGAUGGGAUUCGAGUCUGGUUCAUGAGCCGCUCCAACGUACCGAGUACACUGACUGCGUCUUCUUCGAGCAUCGACACGAGCACGCUUGGGACACCGGUCGCUUCCUACUCGAGCUCGUCGUGUAACAUCGCGCAGCUCUUCACACCGCAAACCUUGACCUUGACCAUUACGCUCUGUGGAGACUGGGCUGGGAACGCAAUUCAGGAGACUUGCCCCGCCCUCGUCAGCCCUCAGACCUGCUACACCACCUAUGUCAUCAAUGAGCCCGCUCAAAAGUACGACAAUGCCUACUUUGAGAUCAACUACGUCAACAUCUACUCGUCCACCAAGUCCAACGUUACCGGGUCGAGCGCCAGCUCCGCAGCAUCUGGUACUGGCGCGUCAAGGACGCAGACUGUAGGGACUCAGCAGUCAGGUUCUGCGGCGGCGCAGAGCUCCAGGGCGGCUGGCAAGAAGCGGUGGGAGGGAAUGGGAGUGGGUUGGGUGGUCGGCGUGGCGGUAGCGGGUGUGGCUGGCGGGGUGGCUGCUCUUUUCUGA